CAGGCUCAGCUCAUGAGUCAUGAGAGUCCGCUGAGAACUUUGAUCAGCAUUUGCGUCCGACUGUUGCAACAGCGGGGCUCGAUCUUCUGGACAUUCCCAUCACGUGGUGCUGCGUGCUUCUCCUCCCCCGCCCCUUCUGGCCCUCCCUUGUGUGCCGUGCGUUUCCUUCCCAUGAGCCUGCAGCGGCGCACGACUCUGGGCACCUUGGAGGCGAGCCAGAUGAACUCGCGCCAGAGCACGGGGCCGGCGCGAGUUAGCCAGACUGCGGCCGCCAAGAACAAGCGGCUGACAGUGGGCCCCGGUUCCUUCAGCACACGCGCUCCUCUGCAGGAUGCCAGCAACCAGGCGCGCCUUUCCGCAGGCCAGCCGCGAGGCUCCAUGGUGCCGCGCAGGUCGAGCAUCUUUGGGAGCCGGCCGCAGGCAAAGAACGACCCGCGGCCGCUAGCAGACAAGGGCUUCCAGAAGGCGUGCAUACGCAGCCUGAUCACAUACCUGACCAACCACGGGUACAACCACGCCAUCAGCGAGAAGCUGCUGAGCACGCCCACCAGCAAGGAGUUCCUCCACAUUGUGCAGUUCCUCUUCCACAAGGUCGACACCAACAUCAAGUUCGGGCCCAAGAUUGAAGACGAGGUGCCGCUGGUGUUCAAGCGGCUGCGGUACCCGUUCCAGAUCAGCAAGAGCGCACUGCAGGCCGUUGGCUCCCCCCACACCUGGCCCGCCCUGCUAGCAGCCCUCGCCUGGCUGGUGGACCUGCUCAACUACGAGGAGCGCGCCAUCGCUGCCAAAGAGCGCGACGCAUUCGACGAGUCGGGGCAGCGCCUGUUUCUGGAGUACGUGGAGCAGUCGUACCGGCUCUUUCUUGAGGGCGAGGCGCGCGACGCCGAUGCCAGCCUCCUCGACGAACAGCUCGCCCAACAGUUUGAGGUCCGAGAUGCCGAGACCGGGGUGGACAUUGAGCGUCUGGAGGCGGCCAACACGGCCCUGCGCGCGGAGCUGGAUGCGGCGCGCACCCAGCCGGCGCCCCUGGAGGAGCUCGAGAGGAAGCGCGAGAACCUCAUCAGCGAUGUUGGCAAAUUCCGCAAGCUCAUAGAGAACCUGCAGGCGCAUGGGGACAUGCUGCGCAAGAAGGUGGACGAGAAGACCGCCGACCUGGCCGCCAAGCGCACCGAGCUCGCCGCGGUUGCGGCCGAGAAUCAGGACCUCACCGCGCGCGUUGCAGCACAGUCGAUCAACGCGGAGGACGUGGCCCGCAUGAGCAAGGAGAAGCUCAAGGUGGAGGAGGUCCUGCGCACCGUGACCGCGCAGAAGGACCGCCUCGAGAAGGACGUCUGGCAGGCGGAGGUCCAGCUGUCCCGGCAUCUGGAGGAGCUGGAGGGCGCCGUGCGCUCGUAUCACGCGGCAGGGGACCGGCUCAAGGUGCUCCCUUCCGACGCCAAGCGCGCGGGCGGGCUGCAGUUCGAGCUGACCUUGCAUGCGCGCGCUGCGCGGCCCGAAGACAUGCUCUCCGGCGACCUCAAGGGGGUCAUCAAGCCCGCGCUGGCCGCCAUCAAGGACGCCUACACCUCCAAGACCAGGGCGGCUCAGGCGGAGGUGCUCGGUCUGGCCGAGGCGCAGGACGGCAGCGAGGAGGCAGUGAGCGAGAAACAGGACGCUGUGGCGCAACGCGAGGCCGCGCUUAGAAAGGUGGAGGCUGCGUGCCGGGCGGAGAAGGAGCGCGGGGAGGGCGAGGUGCGCGGCAUGGCGGCCGAGGUUGCGGCCACGGAGGAGCUCCUGCAGCAGCUGGGCAGCAGCACCGGGGCGGACCUGCACCACGCGGACCAACGACACCAGGCGCUGGUGGCGGAGCUGGCGGAGGUGCGCGCGGGGGCGGCCGCGGAGCGCGAGGCGGUGACGGGGCAGGUGCUGGCCGCGCUGGACCUGCUGAUGAGCCACAAGGCGUACAUUCAGGAGACGCUCGCGCGCGUGCACGGCAUCGCCAAUGCCAUGGUGCGCGACCUGCAGCCCGAGGCAGCAUGAGCGCGCGCACGACAUGGGUGGGAUGGGGGAAGCCGUGGGGGGCAGGAGGAUGCAGGGCGACAGGGCGCGGCAAUGGGCGGACCGCCUAUGAAUAAGUAUGGGGCGUGAAGACAGUCGGGGUGCUUGAGCAGAAAAGCUCCAGGUGGAGAAAGACGGGUUCCUUUGGUCAAAGGUCGGGUCGGCGAAGUACUAUCGUGCCAGAUAGGUCCGUGGAUUCUGGUAAGAUCUGAAGGUCUGAACUUCGAUCAAGCAACGGUCUGAAGGUGUUUUCGAGGGUAGAAACGAGACAAUCGUCUGCUUUUGUAUCAUGUAUAGAAUAUUGCGGUUCACUAUCGAGAUUCAAUCUUCGGUGGAACGUCACUGCAAGUUGACCAACUAAACCUCUACGUCUGAAGCAUGACGAGAUGCCUUCCUUUUACCUCUAUAUCGUACGCAUGAUGAGAGGCGGCAUCUCAGGACGCCCCAACCCGUUCGUAGGUCA
Klebsormidium nitens is the source of this 2500-nucleotide messenger RNA. NCBI's taxonomy places the organism in Eukaryota, Viridiplantae, Streptophyta, Klebsormidiophyceae, Klebsormidiales, Klebsormidiaceae. The record is from the annotation of a GenBank genome assembly.